Molecule: messenger RNA, 1765 nt
Organism: Paramisgurnus dabryanus
Lineage: Eukaryota; Metazoa; Chordata; Actinopteri; Cypriniformes; Cobitidae
Source: RefSeq, a predicted model, not a curated record
CGCUUCUCUAAACUGAAUACAGCAGCGAGCAGAGUAGGAAAAUAAAUCCACACACGAAUUGAUAACGAUGGAAGUAAAAGAGGAACCUCAGGAACUGAAUGAAGUGGAGGAGAUACAAGAAGAAUCUGACCCCAAUCAACAUGGAAAGAGUUCACAAAAAGGACAACAUAGUGAUGACAGUAAAGAGAAAAGUCACACAUUCCAGGAGUCUGGAGAAGGUUUUAAAUAUGCUAAAAACCUUAAGAAACAUUUGGGAACUCACUUUGGAGAGACAUCGUACAAAUGCCCUCAUUGCAAAAAGGGUUUUACACGUGCAGAUAACUUUUAUAUACAUUUAAGAACUCAUCCUGAAGAGAUGCUGUACAAAUGCCCUCAAUGCGAAAAGGGUUUUACACGUGCAGAUAACUUUUAUAUACAUUUGAGAACUCACCCUCAAGAGACUCUGUACAAAUGUGAUCAGUGUGAAAAAUGUUUUACACAGCCAAAUAGCUAUAAGAGACAUUUGAUUACUCACACUGAAGAGAAACCGUACACCUGUCUUCAGUGUGGGAAGAGUUUUACACGGAAACAGAACUUUAACAUUCAUGAACUAAUUCACAAAGGAGUAAAACCUUACACCUGUCCUCAAUGUGGAAGGAGUUUUACACAGAAAUUAAGUCUUAAGAAUCACAUAACAUUACACACUGGAGUGAAGCCUUACACCUGUCCUCAGUGUGGAAAUGGUUUUACACAAAAAUUAAGUCUGGAAAAUCACUUGAGAAUUCAUACAGGAGAGAAACUUUUCACGUGUUCUUUGUGUAAAAAGGGUUUCAAAACGGCAUCAUAUCUCAAAGUCCACCAGCAGAGUCAAUGUGAAGAAAAAUCAUUUAACUGUGAUGUGUGUGGAAAAACAUUUGGCUUAGCAAAUCUUCUGAAACGACACCAGAGACUUCAUGUCAGAGAAAAGCCCUACAUAUGUCCUGUCUGUGCAAAGAGUUUUGCAGUGUUGGAUUAUUUGAGAAAACACCAGAAAGUACAUACUGAUGAGAAAACUCAUGUGUGCUCUGAAUGUGGGAAAACUUUUUUGACAGCCAGUGCCUUGACAAAGCACCAAGGAUUCCAUACUGGAAAAAAAACACAAACAUGUUUACAGGGUGAAAAGGGAUUCACAGAUAUAGCUUAACAUUUGUACAUGUAUUUAAGCACCACAGUUUUAAAUUAAGUGAUUUUAGUCGUUGAAAAACACACAACAUUGCUACAGGAUAUGCACGCAUUGUUUCUGUUUGAGAGGAGCGUGCAAGCCGCGCAUCCGCUUUUUAUUGAGCUUGUGAGUAUUUUUGCCGCUGUAUUAGCCUUCAAUACACACAUGCGUCAAAAUUCCUGGCUUUUGCAAGUAUCCUCAUAAACACGACAAUUUAGGUCUUAAGAGAAAGUAAACGGCUAUAAGAGAAAAUCAAUGUGUAACGGUAUAUUAGAUCUGGUCUUUGGUCUUAAAGGGAAAGUUACCUAAUUUAGCUCCUGUCUGUCACUUGUGUUUAUCAAACAACAUUGAGAGAAAAUCUCUCUCUCCUCUUAACUAAAUCACUUUUCUACCUUUAAUAAGAUUUGUAUGUCGAAUUCUACACAAGUUUGAUUCAAGUUGCUCGUUCAGGGUUCAUAUACUGUAUUAGCUAUGACUGUGAAAAACAAACUCUGAAUUAUUUCUUCAUGUGUACUACAUAAUAUGAAAUACAAAUUUCUGUAACACUUUAUGAAAAGGUUGUAUUUGUUCACAUUAGUAAAUGCA